GGCCGAGCCUGACCAGGCUUUUUUUUUUGUUUCUUGAGGCCUGGAACCGGCCCGGGUAGCUACCAGGUCCGGAUCGGGCCGGGCUACUCGGCUGAGUAGCGGGUCGGGUUUGGGCCGGGCCAGGUAAGGGUUAUUUUUUUGUUUACAAAUUAAUUCAAGAUUUGUUGGAUAUAAAAAGUUAAAGUAUAUUUAUUUUAGGAAACAUUGACAAGAAUAAUCCCACCUUUCACUCAUCCUCUCAUAAUAAUUCUACCUUUACAUAAUCCCAAAAUAAUCCCACCUUUGCAUCCUAUCUUCUUUCAUUGGACCCUGACCAAGUUUUUUACCUUUCUUUGAAAAUCUUAUAUAAAUAAUCUCACAUUUAUAAAGAUAUAAUAGAAAAAUGAAAGGUAAGAUUAUUUAUAUGAUUUUCAAAAAAAGAAUAAAAAACAUGGUCAGGGUCCAAUGAAAGAAGAUGAGGUGCAAAGGUGGGAUUAUUCUGGAAUUACCUGAAGGUGGGAUUAUUAUGAGAAGACCAGCGAAAGGUGGGAUUAUUGUCAAUUUUUCCUUUAUUUUAAAUAUGUAGUACAAUUGAGAAUUGCGAAAAUAUUUAAAACAUGAAAUAUAUUUUCUAAUAAAUAAUAAUCAAUCGGAAUCUCCGCCAUCUUCGGUUGUUUCUUCCAUAAAGUGGCGGCUGGGGGCGAUACACACUUUUUGAAUUCUACAUUGGGCCUUCAACCAAUCGUGGAAGCAAACAAGCGUCUCAAGAGAGUUUGCUCUCAAUCUCGUUCUAUAAUCCAUUAGCAUGUUGCCGGCUGCACUAAGUUCUUGUUCCACGACAACUGUUGAUACUGACAUUGCUAGCACUUGCUUAGUCAUCUUGAUAAAAUCGGGAACGUUCUUUCUUUUUCCUUCCACCACUUUAGAACGUCAAAGUCACCCCUUCUUCAUAAUCAACAGGAAAUGUUAGAUACAUAGAAAGCUCGUUAGUCGAACUUUGUUCAUUAACGAGAGUUGAUUUAAUUUUUCAUAAGAUUGCCAAAUGGAGAUUAAAAAAAUGAUUUUCCUUUAGAUGAACAUGUUCAUUGAUAGCCGUUAUAUUUACUUGCGUUUAACAUAAGUAUUUAUAAGUAUUUGUUGAAGAAAAGAAGAGAAAUUGGGAAAAUAUCUUGAGAAUGAGAGUUAGAGCAUAAAACAUUGUGAUGAACGGCUUUUGGGACCAAAAGGAUGACGUUUUUCCCAUCAUUUGAGUAUAACAUAUUGUAGAGAACUCGAAAUCACUCCAUUCGAAUUUCAUGUGAAUGGUAACUCAAUAAGGUACAAAUGUUAUGAAGACAUCAUGGCCAGAAUAGGAAAGGAACAAUACUCAAUCAACCGAUAAAGUCAGAUGUUGCUGGUGGGAUUUCAGGGUGCAUACCUCUCAGUGUUUUAUCCAUAUCUGUUGAUUGGAUGAAUACAAUCACGUCAUUCAAGUUUUGUUGGAUAGAAGACUUAAUUAUCUACAACUUUGAUGAAGGAAUCAUGUCCAAAUUCGUAGCGGAACAUCUCCAAAAUCCCGGUACAAAAACCGACACUUUUUGAUCCAUUUCGGAGAAAGAGAAAUGAAGUACAUUUUUGGGUGCAGCAACCGGCGCCGGUCGGUCUUGAACCGGAGUCGGUCGGAACGUUUUUUCUCGCACAAAUGAGCCUGUUUUCAAUCGGGGCCGGUCAUCUGACCAACCGGCGCCGGUUAGGUCGAUUUUCUGCUAAAAAACAGCAUCGUACAAGCUGAUUCUUGAUGGGAAAACCCCAUCUUCCUCAAUGCUAAUCAAAUAUUGCUUUCAUACCUCAUUGUUGGGUUCGAAUAGACUAAAAGAUGUCAUUCUUUAGCCUAUAUAAAGCCCUCAAUUCAUCAUACAAACACAUUCCAUUCCAUAGAUUAAAUCUUAGCUUUUAUAUUUUUGUUCUUGGUAUUUUCUUCAAGUUCUUGAGGAGGGAAGUUCAUCCUCCGAAAUCAUCGGUGUUUAGGUAUUAUUUCCUUUGUAAUUUCAUGUUCCAUUACAUUUAUUAUUGUAUUGUGAUUAAUAUGAGCAUUAGAGGCUAAUUUCUUAGCUAAGGCUAGGGAUGAACUUCUAUGCCCACUAGGUGUUUGAUAAAAGUUCUAAACCAAUAAAUUGUGAUUUAUCCUUUAUAUAUUGAUUGUUUAUAACUAUGGUGUACAACAUAGAAGUAUGUUAAAUUUAGUUUAUACUUGCAAUUAACGUUGAAGUCUAAACUAUGAACACUAAAGGAUAAACAUAUAUAGUACCGAGAAUAGAAAUAUAUCCGGUCUUAUAUGAUACGGGUGUGAUGUCUUGAUAUUCAACGGGGUUUUCGGUAGAUGAAUGUAAGCCGUAACGGGACUUACACGUAACGAAAACCACGCUCUCGCUGCCUUAACCGGAGUUGAGAAUAUAUUAGCGACAUCGUACUCAUAAUUAUUGGCAAAGAACUAAUAUUCAACCCUAUUUAAGCAUUUAAGUGAUUCCCGAAGCCUUAGUUUUUGUUAUCAUUUAUCUUGAACUCAAAGUUAGUUAACCAUUAUCUUGUUGAACAAAAAGUGAAAAAACCAAAAAUAUAAAACACAAAUCAAAAUCCCUGCACUCUAUUCAAUUCUUCAUUUAAAGUUAUCUACUCUCGGACUUGAAUUAAACAAUGUUUCCUUGUGGAUUCGACCCGGUAUUUUACCGGAAUUUAUUACUAUAUCGGUACUUGUACACUUGCAAGUUUAGCCCGAUCAAGUUUUUGGCGCCGUUGCCGGGGAAACGGUCUUGUUUAAUAAUGUCCAAAACAAUAAAAAAAAAAUCAAUCAAAAAUCCUGAAUUUUUCAUUUCCCAUUGCUUUUCACUUGUUCUUGUGGUAUUUUUCAUUUCAUGUGUGUAGCCUAUGCUUUGUGUUUGAAUGCAUUUGAGAAGUCAAGGUUCUACACAUCUUGAACCUAUUGAUCAUGAAAUAAAAAGAACUUUCAAACACAACCAGAGGGAAAGAAAAGAAGCAAAAAUGAUGUCAACACUCAAUGAAAGGAAGAGGCUCGUGGUUGCCGCCACUCCCUCAUGUAUUGUCCUAAGUGAGGCGGCAAGGGACUAUGAAAUGAAGAAUAACUACUUCAAUGCUAUGCCUCAAUUUCAUGGUCAUCCGGGGGAGAAUCCACUUAACUUCAUCACCGAGUUCUAUGGAUUCAUCAGAAAAUUCACAAAAAGCGCCGACAAGAUUAACAGUUUCAACAAAAAAUUGGAUUGCAGUAGGUGUAUAAACAUGACUAAAAGUUUGUGUUGCAUUAUUAAAAUAUACAAAAAACAUUCACAUUUUUUCCAUAGUGUCGAUGUCAGCCGGGUUUAUAAUAUAGUUAACAUAUUCUUUCAAAACAACAGAAAAUGGUCUUUAAAUCCAAUAAGUACAACAAUUAAGUUAUAAGUAUUAUUCCAACGAAUAGACAAUUUUUUAGGAAAAACACAAUAUUUGACACGUCUUUUCUCAAAUGUUUACGCCAUUGCUCCUUAACUUGACUACUAGCCCAAAUAAGUAUAAUCCCCCCUUCACUAACUCCACAGUCUCUCCCAACACAAUUAGCUAGGGUUGGAUUUGGUUCGGGCCACCCGGCCUGUGACCCGGCCCGGCCCAGUACUGUGCGGGCCCGGGACCGGCCCAGGCGGGUGGUCCGGGACCGGGUGUGGACCCAAACCGGUGGGAAUGCGCGGAGCGGGCACGGUUCCGGAUAAAUGUGACCCGGCCCGGCCGGGUCGGGCCCGGGCCAACGGUCGAUUUUUAAUUUUUUUUUUAAAUUGGUACUAGGCUACUAGCCGUUGGGGGUGGGCUGGGGACAACCCAAACGGCUAUAUAGCCGUUGGGUGGGGUGCAGGGGGGGUCUAAGGGGUUGGGUGGGGGGGUGUGUGGGGUAAAAAACCUAUAAAUACUCCUAAUCUUAAACAUUUUUUCAUAUCUCUUCUCCAAUUCUUCCUAAAUCAUAUUCUUAACUCUCUACUCUCUAAUUCUCUUAUUCUCCGAUAUAUUAUAUUUAUUAUUUAUAUAUCUACUUUAUAGUUUAUACUUAAGAAGUUAAGAUGGAAAAUCAAGAUGUCAUUAUACGGUAUAAUUUUGAUAAGCAGAAGCACCCGAA
Molecule: messenger RNA, 4114 nt
Organism: Cuscuta europaea
Lineage: Eukaryota; Viridiplantae; Streptophyta; Magnoliopsida; Solanales; Convolvulaceae
Source: the annotation of a GenBank genome assembly